This is a messenger RNA of Acromyrmex echinatior (Panamanian leafcutter ant), 2327 nucleotides long. RefSeq lists its product as uncharacterized. Gene Ontology annotation, molecular function: chromatin binding. Gene Ontology annotation, cellular component: chromocenter; nucleus. The record is from RefSeq and is a predicted model, not a curated record. Lineage: Eukaryota; Metazoa; Arthropoda; Insecta; Hymenoptera; Formicidae.
GAGGCAAGAUGGCGGCCGCGGCGGCGGAGGCCCCGUCCGCGCACCUCGCGCUCGCCACGGGCGACAAGAUCCUCGUGACCGUCGAAUCCGCGCUGCCUGACAUCCUCGUGGUAUCUUUCGUCCAUGGCGCCAAGUGCUUCCAAGGUGCGCUUCUCGACGCCACUAAGAGGGGACUUCCUUGUGGUGUUCAACCCCCGGAAUCGGUGCCAGAUCCCGAUGGCGAUAAACUGGCGACGAUUGCAGCGCGCUUCAGUUAUUUCCAGGAAAAGAGGAAUGUGCUGUCGUCGUCGGCGACCGCCGUCGUCGCCAAGGUCGACCUCCGCAGAAGCAUCAAUCCGCCCGCUAGAUACAAAAAUGCGAGGCCUACAGUGAGAUUGAGGCCCCGCCAGGUACUCUGCAGUAAGUGCCGAUCGAUCUGCAACGAGAACAGCGGGCACGAGAACGCGCAACAGCAAUCACAGCAGCUGAUUCCGGGGUCCACGAGAAGAAGUGAUCGACGUUGCGGUCAGCAACCGCAGAAAACUCAGCGAACGUUGCUAUCGGAAUGCCGGGCAGAAAGCACGAUCCAAACGACGACGAAGACGACAAGUUCGAGUACCGAUUCAAAGCUGGGAGCAUCGUUGAUCCCAAAACUGUCGAGAUUACAGCCCAAUGAGAUCAGCAACGUGAUACAAAGUCCCCCCGAUCAAUUAUCUGAUAAGAUGAAGGUCGCGGCGAGCGUGCAAUCUUCACAUUGGCCUGUAACAAAUGAAGAGGAGAUGUCCUUGAGGAACGUAUUGACAUCGCAAGAACGGGUGGAGUCCACUGCCGAAUGCGACAAUAAUCCCUCAACGGCUUAUUGCGCUACGCCGAGAAGACUUAGCAGUUCGUCGGUGGAGAGCGCGAAAAUUCCCGAAGAGGAGGACAAGAAAACCUUCGCGGCUGCGGAUUCGACGAUGAGAUUGAAAACUGGUAGAGUGCCGAGGAAGAAGCGUUCAGUGGGUUCAAUGGAGGAUCUUUGGGAUGAAUCAGUGUUUGAAGAUCCCACGAGAAUUGCCAGGACUACGCCGGUGAUCAAAAUCUCGUUUGGUGCGCAAGGCGAAGGAACUGUUCUUAAAAUACCUGCGAAACCUCAGGAUCCUGAUGCAUACGAACAGGAAACGGAUGAUGCUGAUGAUACUCAGCAAGAGAGAGAUCCUCUGGAACUGCCUAGAUCCUUUGGCGAAUAUUACGAGGGUGAAGAAGAUGGGCAGGAACAGGUGGAUCCUCAAAAGCAGGGCGGUGUAGUGAAAGAUGCCAGCGCAAAGGCGGCAAAACGAGCUCUCAAGAAAGCUAAAAAAGAGGCUAGAAGAAAGAUGUUGGGCGGAGUGUCACCAGCGAGGUCGCCUUGUAACGGAUCACCGAGAUAUAAUCCUACGUACGAUCCGCUCUUAUAUCAUCGCCGGAAGCACAAAGUGAAACAUAAAAAGAAGCAUAAGGAGGGCAGAAAACACAAGAAUCAGCAACAACAGGAACAAUCGCAUUCUGAACAAUCCUGUUUAGAUUCUACAGACUCGCAACAGCAGUCGCAGCAGCAGUCACAGAAUUGGAAUGUUUUACCGGGAGGUGGUGAAUCUUAUAGAGCCAUUAAGGAGCAGUGCCUAAAACAGAAGCUGUCGAUAUCCCUGAAGAGGCUGAACACAAAUGCGUAUGCGCGUUGUGAUUAUCCCGUGAGCAACGCGUCCUCUGGCUGCAAGAGCUCCGGUGGUAGCAGCGAUGAGUUAAGCGAACAUGAGCCGGAAGUAGAAACUGCACCAGAUUUUCCGCCUCAUCAGUCGCAUCCUCUGGUUAUGCGUCUAGCUGCCACCUCCGUCGCGCACUGUCUUACUACUAAUGGCAGACGGAUGGACGUAGGUGAUGUUGUAUGGGGCAAAAUUCACGGCUUUCCUUGGUGGCCCGGCAAGGUGCUAAGUAUCACGGUAUCUUGCAAGGAGGACGGUACCUCAUCGGGUCCUCAGGCUCAUGUGGCUUGGUAUGGAUCAUCAACCAGUUCAUUGAUGUCCUGUGAUCAAUUAAGUCCCUUUCUGGAAACCUUUAAGACACGGUAUAAUAAAAAAAAGCGUGGCCCGUAUAAGGAGGCAAUACGGCAAGCCCAAAACGAGGCUCGAAGUCAAAUCACGCCUAACUCAACCAGCAAUGUGUUGAAUGUCUGCGGUUCGCCCCGCGAAGUCAACGUCCUCUCCUAAGAGAAGUUCUCUGACAACCAUUCCUUUUUAACGAGCAUCCGUGAUAAUUGAAGUGCUCGCGGCAAAAAGAGUGCCGACCAAUAUAUAAUUAAUAAUCUUCAAAUUUAUUAAAAUUCUGAUCAA